Molecule: messenger RNA, 2613 nt
Organism: Colletotrichum graminicola M1.001
Lineage: Eukaryota; Fungi; Ascomycota; Sordariomycetes; Glomerellales; Glomerellaceae
Product: voltage gated chloride channel
Exons: 7
Coding region: 1-2613 (870 amino acids)
Biological process (GO): transmembrane transport; chloride transport
Cellular component (GO): Golgi apparatus; early endosome; membrane
Molecular function (GO): voltage-gated chloride channel activity
Source: RefSeq, a predicted model, not a curated record
AUGGCCGAUCAUCCCGACGAUGACGGUCCUUCGGGGCCACCCUCGCCCUUGAGCACGAGAAGGCCAAGAUUCGGUUCUCGGAGGGGCUCCGUAGAGGUGCCGGAUGAGCGUUCGCCUUUACUCUUGGGACGGGCAAGGAUACGGCGCCACCAAUCCGGCACAGAGAGUCCCAAGCAUCUUAAACCAGGCCUGUCGAGAAACCACAGCGUCGCCGGAAGCAUUCGAAGCCUACAUCAUAGCCGUAACCCGUCUCUCGGACAACGUCUCUACAAUUCCAUCGAACAUCACGAUUCAAUGGACGAGUCGAAGCAUUCAAUACAGCCUGAUGAGCGUGUAUGGUAUGACCAGUUCACGUCUACUGACUGGGUCCAUGACAACAUCGUCGAUGCUCAUCGGGCGAAGGCCCUGAGGAUGCGCAAAGACCUCCGGGGGAGGAUAAAUGCCGUCUUUGAUGCCUCUCAAGGUUGGAUCCUGAGUGCUGUGUGCGGGUUCGUCGUUGCCCUUGUCGCCUACGUCGUGAACUUGUCCGAAGCCACCGUUUUCGACUACAAGUACGGCUACUGCGCACGCGGGUGGCUUAUUAGCGAAAAGAAUUGCUGUCCUAAACAAGGUCCCUGUGCGGAUUGGCGGACUUGGUCCGAGGUCUUGCGAUUCUGGCCCUUUGGCGAUGUCGGGACCGAGUUUACCAUUUCCAUGACGGGAUGCGUCGUCUUUUCCUGUCUCGCCUGUGCCAUGACCUUGACAACCAAGACCGUGGUACCCUCGGCUUAUCGAAUGACUACCUUUGAUGAAAAUCUCGCGGCGGAAAUUGCACCCUACACGGAUGAACCAAGAGGUGACGAGACCUUGCCCUCCCCAGAAGUUUGUGAAGCGAUUGAAGCCGCCGUGCCGCCUCCGAUGGUGUACUACUCUGCUGCCGGAAGCGGUGUCGCUGAAGUUCGUGUCAUCCUCAGCGGUUUCGUCCUGCACGGCUUCCUGGGUGUAAAGACGCUGGUUGUCAAAUCGGCUGCACUCAUUCUGGCUGUGGCGUCUGGCCUCAGUCUCGGGAAGGAGGGACCUUAUGUCCACAUCGCCACCUGUAUCGGCAAUAUCGCCUGUCGACUUUUCGAGAAAUACGACAAGAAUGACGCCAAAAGGCGUGAAGUACUGUCAGCAGCUGCCGCUGCGGGAGUGGCCGUCGCCUUUGGUGCUCCUCUGGGAGGCGUUCUCUUCGGCCUCGAAGAGGUCUCGUACUUCUUUCCUGCAAAGACGCUCUUCCGCACAUUUUUCUGCUGCAUCGUAGCUGCGUUGUCCCUCAAGUUUCUCAACCCCUACGGCACGCACAAAAUCGUCAUGUUCCAGGUUAAAUAUGUGGCCGACUGGCACUACUUCGAGCUCGUAUUCUACAUUGUACUUGGAGUGUUGGGCGGUGCUGCAGGUGCGCUGUUCAUCAAAGCAUCUAAGCACUGGGCCAAAUCGUUCCGGAAGAUUGGCGUCAUCAAGAAAUACCCAAUGGUGGAGGUCAUGCUGGUUGCUAUCGCCACCUCAGUGAUGGGUUACUGGAACGUACACACCAAACAGCCCGUGGCGAAACUGAUGCUCAACCUCGCGGCCCCUUGUCACGACGACUCCGACCGCGAGGACUACGGCCUGUGCCCAACCACUACGGACGACAUUCCGCCUGUUCUCAUCAGCCUCUUCACUGCUUUUCUCAUCAAGGGAUUCUUGACCAUCAUCACGUUUGGCAUCAAAGUUCCAGCGGGUAUCUACGUCCCAUCCAUGGUGGUGGGUGGCCUCAUGGGCAGACUGGUUGGCCAUUUCGUCCAGUACACGGUCCUGUUGUAUCCGGGAUUCGGGUUGUGGGGUGCUUGUGCGUCGAAAGAGGCCGGAUCAUGCAUCCAACCUGGCGUGUAUGGUCUUAUUGCCGCCGGUUCAACGAUGUGUGGCGUGACUCGACUCUCGGUAACUCUUGCUGUUAUUCUGUUUGAGCUCACCGGCAGCCUGGACUACGUACUGCCCUUCUCCCUAGCAAUUCUGGUGGCAAAGUGGACUGCAGACGCCAUUGAACCAAACAGCAUCUACGACCUGUUGACGAACAUGAAUUCGUACCCAUUCCUCGACAACAAGCACAAGCCCAUCUUCACCUCAGACCUGGCCGACAUCGUUCCUCGUGUCCGUCGAGAAAGGAUCAUCGACAUCAGCGCCUCUCCUGCAAUAUGUGCAACCACCCUUCGCCAGAAGCUCCUGACGCUACACAGAGCGGGAGAGAUUGACGGAGGCCUGCCCGUUAUCCGAGACGGUAUCCUCGUCGGCAUGAUCCCGGCCCCCGAUCUAGAGUACGCUUUAGACAACCUGGACGAUGAAGCCUCGAGCAUGUGUCUGAUGGCUCCUGUCACAACCAUCGAAGACUCCGAUGAUGAUUCGGAGGUAGACAAGACCGAUUUCACCCCGUAUAUCGAUCCGGCUCCUGUGGCACUGGACAUUAGGUCGCCCAUGGACCUCGUAUAUGAGUGCUUUGUCAAGCUCGGUCUGCGCUUUGUGUGCGUCCUGAAAAACGGACGAUACGCCGGAAUGGUACACAAAAAGACCUUCGUGAAGUACAUGCGGGAGCUCGAGGAGAUGCAAGGUCACUGA